CCGCUAGUCGUUAUUCGCACUACGAGCGGAGCGAGCGGGCGUGCAUGCAGGACAAAUUUCAAGUGGCUCCUGAUAUUUAUUUUCUUCGUAAUUAGCGAGUUGUCACGCUUGCCGCGUUCGAUAAACAUGUUACGUAACACUCACAGUGUAUCAUCAGAGCCUUGAUGCAUCCGCAAGGCCAUGUGUGUACAGCCCCGCGAGGUGGAAACAUUUUGAAUGGCAUCACUGUGUUCCCUAACCUGAAAAUGUCAACACGGAGAUAGAGAUAGCGACUUUGUUGUGAUUCGGUGAAAUGGAGCGUCCGACUGCCCAGCCGGCCAAGAGGAAGAUAAAGAAGGAUGCGGCGUCAGCGGGGAGCAGCAGCGAUGCCACUAUCAAAAAGGCGACGGCCGCGUCUCAGAGAGACGCUGACGAGAGCAGCGGGCCUCAGAACCAAAACCAAAACAAGGACAAGGAUAAGGAUCAUGUCGGUGUGUCGGCGGAGGCGAUCUCUGUCAUCGCCGAGUCCAUCGGCAUUUGCAACAUCGGGGAGGACGUCGCCACCAGCCUCGCUGAGGAUGUCUCCUACAAGCUCCAGGAAAUCAUCAACGCUUCAUGCACAGUUAUGCGCCAAUCAAAGCGCAGAAAAUUGCUUACCUCUGAUGUAAAUACUGCUUUUCGUGUAAGCGAUGUAAAUCAUAUUUUUGGCCAUUCUCAUAAUGAGCCAUUUAAAUUUUUACGCCUGCCAGAAGGUGAAAUUUUUAUCCCUGAGGACAAUGAAGUGGAUCUUAUAUCUGUAGCUACUAAUCCAACAGCCCCUAAGGUGAAAAAGCCUUCCUACAUUGCAACUUCUUACCCUCUUUUAAAAAUUGCUCCAACACAACCUGUGAAUGGCCAUAGUUCAAAGUCUGAUGGAAAAGCUUUAGCAUUUCAACAUCCAAAAUUAGGAACAAAUAAUAGUAAGACCAAUGUGGAGACAUCCACACAAAAUUCUCCUAAUCAAACCUCACACAGCUCAAUGAAAUCAUCAGCUGAUCAAAACAUUGAGUCUCCUAAUUUAGGGAGGAAAGUAUCAAAUGUUUCAAAUAGCCUUUUUGUUAAAGCAGGUGUAGAUAGCCGAUCGAAGUUUAAUGGUGGAGUAAAGUUUGCCCAACCCCAUGCCAUCAGAGAUAAGCUAAAACGAGAUUCUGAGGAAGAGCUCAAACUAUCUCAAGCUCAAAUUUCCUUCUUCAAUAUAGUAGCAAAGUUCAUCAUUGAAGGACAUCACUGCCUUUACAAGCAAGCUCUCCUAAAUUUGAGGACUAGCAAGAAAGUGAACACAGUAUCUGUUCCUCUGCUGAAUUUUGUGGCCCUCUCAGUGUGUCACAUACCACGUCACUUUGGGCUUCUUUCAAGAUUGUUAGAAACUGUUGAUGUGUUGCUCUCUAAUGUGAAUGUCAACCCCUCUUAUUCAAUUGCUGUAAACCGGCUUGUGAAUGCUUUGUUAGCUAUCAUAGCUGAUCAGAAUGUUUUGCAAGGCCAAAAUGAUUUUCUGUUAAGAAGAAAAGCAGCCAGCUUGUUGGCAAGGGUUUUGCUGGUGUGGGGCAUAGAAGAACAGCAUGUUUCAGAGCUUUUGUCCAGAGUGGCUCUAAUCCUUGGAGAUUCUAAGGAAAAACUUCAAAGUCACUACGGAGCACUUGUGAUAUUCCAAAACUUGGGGAAAGCUGCCAUAGGAUGGCUCUUUCCAUUGCUCAAAAGUUUCUUACCUCUGUUUGAUAAGCGAUACUCAUUGCUUUCCGGAAACUACAAUGUUCAAGUAGAAGAAAUUCGUGGUACACUGCUGGAUAUUGUUGAGUUGCUGUAUUGUGAAGUGGAUUCACCCCGUUUUAAAAUUAAAGCAUCAACCAUACAAGAAUUACAAGCCAUGAUUGCACUUGAUGGACUUCUUUACCAAUAUUGUGGAGAUGCAGUUUGUGCAAGACGUCGCUCUACUACAAUUUUAGGACAAUCUAAGUUGAGGAGUCAUCCAGACAGGGUUCCAAGAUCUCGUAUGGAAUCUAAACUGAGGUCUCAUUACCUUGAUUUUAGGUACAUGAGCCAUUGCACUCAAAAGCAAAGACACAGGCAACAAACCUCUGAAGUAUUUGAAGAAUUGUGUGUGGCACCUAUUGUUAGAAGAAAAGACAUUCAGUUCAAAUUUGCUGGUGCAAACCCCGUGCCCAAAGACGGUCUAAGAAAGAAAGUGCUAGACAAGACUCAUGUACAAUUUACACCUGUUGCUAGUAAUCAAUUCCACUCCUUGUUUCCAAAACAACACCUCAUGGUUGGGCAUAUGCCUAACAGUAGGUUUAAAGGAACCACCAAACAGUUUAGUAAUUUAUAUAGCCUUCUCAGUGUACUUUAGGUUAAGUACUUUGUGUAUAACAUUGGCCUAAUUCCUCAGUUUACUAUGCCAUGAAAUCAACUUGUUGCCAGGUGGAGGGCAGUGGAGGGUGUGUAUUACUCCUUUGCACUAAAAGACGCCAAGAAGACAACCCUGUAUUUUUUAAAAAGAGUUUUAUACAUCACAGGCGCCAUUCUGAACUGUUCAAGAUCUUUUGAAUUGAUGCUCUAGUAUAACAAAUUCAAUUCUUAAAGUGAAUGCUUUGUUAAUAAGAAAUUUGGUUUAUUAUAUUUAUUUAUCUGAAA
Molecule: messenger RNA, 2646 nt
Organism: Thrips palmi
Lineage: Eukaryota; Metazoa; Arthropoda; Insecta; Thysanoptera; Thripidae
Product: transcription initiation factor TFIID subunit 6-like
Exons: 7
Coding region: 293-2362 (689 amino acids)
Biological process (GO): RNA polymerase II preinitiation complex assembly; transcription initiation at RNA polymerase II promoter
Cellular component (GO): transcription factor TFIID complex; SAGA complex; SLIK (SAGA-like) complex
Molecular function (GO): protein heterodimerization activity; transcription coactivator activity; RNA polymerase II general transcription initiation factor activity
Source: RefSeq, a predicted model, not a curated record